UGAACCGCUCUUAAAUACAUACAAAAACUAUCACAUGUACUACCAAAAACACACAACAGUCGUUCCAAUACUCAAUUUGGGGGGGUUUGUUGAUUUCUUGACAGAAAUUACAAGAAAUCAAAAAUGGGGUCAGUAGCUAAAAAUGGACUCAAGCAGUAUCUUCUACAGCUUCAAAAGCACCCUUUGAGAACCAAGGCAAUUACUGCUGGAGUGUUGUCGGCAAUUAGUGAUAUAACUUCACAGAAGAUUACUGGGAUAAAGAAGCUUCAGCUGAGACGCCUUGCCUUGAAAGUGCUCUUUGGUCUUCUCUAUCUUGGACCAUUUGGCCACUAUUUUCAUCUUUUGUUGGACAAACUUUUCAAGGGGAAGAAAGACCCCUCAACAGUUGGUAAAAAGGUCUUGGUGGAACAGUUAACUUCUUCUCCUUGGAACAAUUUGCUUUUUAUGAUAUACUACGGAUCAAUCAUUGAGGGAAGGCCCUGGAACCAAGUAAAAACUAAAAUCAAGAAAGAAUAUCCAACAGUCCAGUAUGCUGCAUGGACGUUUUGGCCGGUAGUAGGGUGGAUCAAUCACCAGCAUGUCCCACUGCAGUUUCGUGUCAUUGUUCAAAGUGCCGUCGCAUGUUGCUGGGGCAUCUUCUUGAGUGUACGAGCUGCGAAGGCUGUGACAUCAACUCCAGCAAUCAAGCAGCUUUGAGCAGAUGGGUGGGAGAUAAUGUAACAGACAACCUUCAAGCUAGUCUUAUGUACUAUUUAAGUGGCGAAUUGAGUUGUAUGCGUUUCUUGACGCCAUAGCUCAAUUAGCAUAUAGAGUGAAAAUUUCGUUACACAUGUGUAAGCUUGAUUUAUAAGCUGAAUAAUGGUAGAUCUCUGAUUCAAGGUAUGGUGCUAUGAUUUGUUUUUUUUUUUGGGAUGUAUAAGGUAUGUGUAACUUAUAAGAUAAAUUGUUUCACUCUAUUGAUUAAAGCUUGUUUUACAAA
Molecule: messenger RNA, 979 nt
Organism: Daucus carota subsp. sativus
Lineage: Eukaryota; Viridiplantae; Streptophyta; Magnoliopsida; Apiales; Apiaceae
Product: peroxisomal membrane protein PMP22
Exons: 7
Coding region: 124-696 (190 amino acids)
Cellular component (GO): cytoplasm; membrane
Source: RefSeq, a predicted model, not a curated record